AUGCCGUGGGCCACCCACGCCGGGAGUGGGCGGCUGACGGGGUCGCUCCUGCCACUCGACGCCUACCGCCGCGUUCGCCGUGAACCUGCAACUUUGCUGAAGAAGGCGGCGGCCACUGACGAGAAGAAGCGCGCUUCUGUCGUGUGGGAAACGGUGUCGUCGUGGGAGGGAAGUGAGGGAACGGGCAGCGGCUCCGCGGUCUCGGGCGCCAGUGGUGCCUCCUCAGACAAGCCGGGCGACUGCCGCGGGCAUCUUCAGACUCGCAUGGAACGUCUGCGGCGGCUUAACCCCUUCCGUCGAGGCCCUUCUGUCAGAGGCGCGGCCGCCCCGUCGGCUGCUGCUGCAGCAGCAGCAACGAAAACCAGUGGGGCGGGUACAAGCGUGGGAGGGACCCGCGCCAGGCGGGCAGGCGUUUCUCGCGUGGACGCAGACAGGGAUGGCCAAGGCACAGUUCUCUCCAGCCACGUCUUCGCAACCGCCCCGCCACAGGUGCCGCAAACACUUCACGCCGUGGGAGCACGCCCGCGCGAGCGCAGGUGCAGGGUGCGGUGUCUUGCGCCUGCAGAGUGGUCGGCGUUGCUGCAGUUGUCGGGUGCGGGGGAGGGAGUUGAGCUCUAA
Trypanosoma conorhini is the source of this 618-nucleotide messenger RNA. RefSeq lists its product as uncharacterized. The transcript has a single exon. The record is from RefSeq and is a predicted model, not a curated record. Lineage: Eukaryota; Euglenozoa; Kinetoplastea; Trypanosomatida; Trypanosomatidae. Bases 1 to 618 code for a protein of 205 amino acids.